Messenger RNA from Onychomys torridus (southern grasshopper mouse), 855 nucleotides. It is a transcript of the gene Cdx4, whose product is annotated as caudal type homeobox 4. NCBI's taxonomy places the organism in Eukaryota, Metazoa, Chordata, Mammalia, Rodentia, Cricetidae. The transcript is spliced from 3 exons. The record is from RefSeq and is a predicted model, not a curated record. Bases 1 to 855 code for a protein of 284 amino acids. Gene Ontology annotation, biological process: anterior/posterior axis specification; regulation of transcription by RNA polymerase II; animal organ morphogenesis. Gene Ontology annotation, cellular component: nucleus. Gene Ontology annotation, molecular function: RNA polymerase II transcription regulatory region sequence-specific DNA binding; DNA-binding transcription factor activity, RNA polymerase II-specific.
AUGUAUGGAAGCUGCCUUUUGGAAAAAGAAGCGGCCAUGUACCCAGGCACUCUCAGGAGCCCUGGAGGAGGCAGCACAACCGGGGUGGGCACCUCGGGGGGCAGUGGUAGUCCGCUGCCUGCCUCCAACUUCACUACGGCCCCAGCUUACCCACACUACAUGGGGUACCCUCAUAUGCCUAACAUGGAUCCCCACGAGCCUUCGCUGGGAGCCUGGAGCUCACCCUACAGUCCGCCCCGGGAAGACUGGAGUACAUACCCUGGGCCGUCCAGUACAAUGGGCACAGUGCCCAUGAACGACAUGACCUCAAGCUCUACGGCUUUCGGCUCGCCAGACUACAACAAUCUGGGCCCCACCAGCGGCGCAAGCAACGGCGGUAGCCUGCCAGCCCCGGCCAGCGAGUCACUGGUCUCCAUCGACUCAGGCACCGCCGGUGCCAAUUCUCCCAGCAGGAGCCGCCACAGCCCCUACGCCUGGAUGCGCAAGACUGUGCAGGUGACCGGGAAAACCAGAACAAAAGAAAAGUAUCGUGUGGUUUACACUGAUCAUCAAAGGCUGGAGCUGGAAAAGGAAUUUCACUGCAAUAGAUACAUCACCAUCCGGAGGAAGUCAGAGCUGGCAGUUAACCUGGGCCUUUCUGAGAGACAGGUGAAAAUCUGGUUUCAGAAUCGCAGAGCCAAGGAGAGAAAGAUGAUCAAAAAGAAAAUCUCCCAGUUUGAGAACACUGGAGGCUCCGUGCAAAGUGACUCUGGCUCCAUCAGCCCUGGGGAACUGCCUACCACUUUUUUCACCACUCCAUCUGCUGUCCGUGGAUUUCAGCCAAUUGAGAUACAACAGGUCAUAGUCUCCAAAUGA